Messenger RNA from Cladophialophora psammophila CBS 110553, 1116 nucleotides. RefSeq lists its product as uncharacterized. NCBI's taxonomy places the organism in Eukaryota, Fungi, Ascomycota, Eurotiomycetes, Chaetothyriales, Herpotrichiellaceae. Gene Ontology annotation, molecular function: oxidoreductase activity. The transcript has a single exon. The record is from RefSeq and is a predicted model, not a curated record. Bases 1 to 1116 code for a protein of 371 amino acids.
AUGCCAGGAAUCACGGUUUCGCCGAUCAAUCCGUCUCGACCCGAAUUCGGGGCAUUCGUCGACCAUGUGGACCUGGACAAUCUCUCAGAUGCAGGCUUCGAGGCCCUCCGCAACGCCCUCUACACCUACAAUGUCAUCUGCAUCAAGUCUCAGUCGAACCUCUCACCCAAGGGCCAGGCAGAACUGACCCGACGCUUCGAUCCUGAGGCAAUGUCAUACGGCCACGGCAAGACCAUUGACGCCAAGCGUUCUAUCCUCCAUCCCGACCUCAAAACCGUGCCCCAUCAGCCCGAGGUCCAGAUCAUUGGAAACGGUUUUGUCUCCGAGUACGAGGGCCUCAAGAACUUCACCUUAAAGCAUCCGCAUCAUCGAACAUUCCACAAGACCGUCAUUCCUGAUGACCAAGACCUGGAUUUUACCCGCUUCUACCGCUGGCACAUCGAUGCCGCAAUGUAUGGGGGCCUUCAGCCGCCGCUGGUGACAUCGCUGCUUGCUGUCAAGGUCCCCACCGGACGGACCCAAACCGUUCUCUACGACGACGGCAGCAAUGACACCCUUCGUGUCCCUCUAGGCACCACCGCCUUUGUAUCCGGAUACACAAUGUUUGAGAAUCUGAGUGCCGAGCAAAAGGAAUUCGUGCUCACCACCCAAGUCGAAUAUGCACCUCAUCCAUAUGUCUGGAUCUCGACGGCCAAAUCACGCCCGGACGGGCUGGGCAUGAUGUCUGAAGGCAAGGAAGUGCCCGUCGAUGAACUUCCGCCUAUCGAAAAUGCCACCGACGUCCAAAUCCAGCCCAUGGCCUGGAAAAACCCCGUCACCGGCAGGUUCGCCUUGCAAAUCCACCCGUCCGUCGUUCGCAAGAUCCACCUUCGCGACGGCAGCGUCAUUGGCGACUUGGCCAAGGUAAGAGAGAUCGUGCACGACUUGCAGCGCCCUGGCAUCGCGCCAGAGCUCGUCUAUGCGCACGACUGGCAGGAAGGAGACCUUGUGCUGUUCAACAAUCACGGCGUUUUGCACAGUGUUGUGGGCGCCUUCGACAAGGAUGAGGUUCGAUUGUUUCGUCAAUGCAACUUGGCCGCGAGUCGGCCGCCUGUUGGGCCGGAAGUCCGAGGUUAG